Gossypium raimondii (Peruvian cotton) is the source of this 1126-nucleotide messenger RNA. RefSeq lists its product as uncharacterized. NCBI's taxonomy places the organism in Eukaryota, Viridiplantae, Streptophyta, Magnoliopsida, Malvales, Malvaceae. The record is from RefSeq and is a predicted model, not a curated record. The transcript is spliced from 4 exons. Bases 286 to 783 code for a protein of 165 amino acids.
UACAAUAAUAAAUCAUUUUUAAACCUAAAAUAGUAAAAACAAACACGAAUUUCAAUUCCUAACAAUAUUAAAAUGAAAUCAAUACAGCAGAUAAUAUUGAACCAGGCCUUUGCCAAUAGCUCAUAUGAUAUCCCAAUCAUAUUUUAUCAACCUUUAAUUUAAUAGGGACCCUCCUCGGCUGGUGAGUUUUAUUAGAUUUUCAAGAGGCACCACUGGCUUGCACUUUAAACGUUUGCCGAAAUGACCCACAGAAAAAAUUAGGACAUUUUACCUAUUUUUACGAAGAUGUUUGGUAGGAGUUCUGUUUUAGCCAAAGGGUCUUCGUUGAGAUACUUUUCUUCAUCGUCGUCAUCAGGUGUACUUAAAAUUGGAGAUGUUUUAAGGCAAACAAGAACAUUCUCAAAUGACGAUGUUGGCCAGUAUUCUAAACUGAGUCAUGAUGUAAAUCCUUUGCACUUUGAUUCUGAGUCUGCUCGAGCUGCUGGGUUUGAAGAUCGGCUUGUCCAUGGCUUGCUUGUUGCAUCACUGUUUCCUUGGAUUAUUUCCUCCCACUUUCCUGGAGCUAUAUAUGUUUCCCAAAGCUUGCACUUCAGGUCUCCUGUUUACGUUGGAGAUGAAAUUGUGGGUGAGGUAAAAGCUAUCAGCAUUAAACAAAGCAAGAAGAGAUACAUAGCAAAACUAUCAACAAAGUGCUUAAAGAAUGGCGAGCUUCUUGUUCUUGAUGGUGAGGCCAUGGCAAUUCUACCAACUCUAGCUCUGGAACAUGAUAGUAGAAGAAGCUGAUAUAAAGUUGAACUUGUGGAGAUUAUGGACAACCGUAGAAGUUGUAGUGCUAAAAGCGGUGGGAUUGGAUUUAAGACGUUCACAACAGAGGAAGAUGUGUUGGAUACCUUCAAGUUCGCAUUUUUCUUACUCGCCAAGCUCUUUAUUUGCUUUUGCUCAAUCUUUUCCCGCCGGUUCCCUGAGCUAAGCUUUUGCCGCUUCUUUUCAAGAUCCACCUAGGAUUUACUUAUCUUAUUCUAUUGACCCUCUGUAAUUAGUUACAUAUAUAUUUUUUAACAAUCUGAUUAUAACUUCUUGAUGAUAUUCGUUCUUUUUAAUACAAUAUUUAAAAGAAUUCAAAGCU